UUUUCUUGGCCAGUCCCGCCGAUUCUGCAGCCGGCCGCGGACGGAAAGAUUGGUUGGGGGCCUGAAUCUCACUUCUAUAAAGCCUUAGCGGAAGUGAUUGCUGGAGAUCUUCGGUGGGGGAGAUGGAGGUGGCGCCGGGAGUUGUGAAGCACGUGCUGCUGGGAAAGUUCAAGGACGACGUGUCGCCGGAGAAGAUCGAGGAACUCAUUAGGGAUUGGGCUAACCUUGUCAACGUGAUCGAACCGAUGAAGGAUUUCGAGUGGGGGACAGAUGUGAGUAUAGAAAACAAGAAUGAGGGCUUUACCCAUGUUUUUGUCUCUACUUUUGAAAGCACAGAAGGUAUUGCUGAGUACCUUUACCAUCCAGCUCAUGUGGAGUAUGGGAAGAAAUCUUUGCAAUAUGUAGAGAAGUUCAUUGUCUUUGACUAUAAGCCAACCAUUGUUAAGCUGUGAUUUGGGUUAUAGAAUAUGGUUAAGCAUAUGGCUCUUAUUAUAAACUCGGUGAAAUGCUCUCCUGAUUGAGAAUAAUGCUGUUCAGCAACAUUUGUGUUAUUUUCUGCUUUCAUAAUCUACUAUUUAUAUUUCCUAUAAUGCCACCGUUUUGUUUUUUC
This is a messenger RNA of Dendrobium catenatum, 610 nucleotides long. RefSeq names its product stress-response A/B barrel domain-containing protein HS1-like. The transcript has 2 exons. The record is from RefSeq and is a predicted model, not a curated record. NCBI's taxonomy places the organism in Eukaryota, Viridiplantae, Streptophyta, Magnoliopsida, Asparagales, Orchidaceae. The coding region runs from base 123 to 452 and encodes 109 amino acids.